Anopheles stephensi (Asian malaria mosquito) is the source of this 5828-nucleotide messenger RNA. RefSeq names its product endoribonuclease Dicer. Gene Ontology annotation, biological process: rRNA processing; siRNA processing; apoptotic DNA fragmentation. Gene Ontology annotation, cellular component: nucleus; RISC complex; cytoplasm. The record is from RefSeq and is a predicted model, not a curated record. The transcript is spliced from 7 exons. NCBI's taxonomy places the organism in Eukaryota, Metazoa, Arthropoda, Insecta, Diptera, Culicidae. Gene Ontology annotation, molecular function: protein binding; RNA binding; ATP binding. The coding region runs from base 240 to 5351 and encodes 1703 amino acids.
GGCUAUUGAAUCAGCGGCAGUGUUGUGUACAUUGUUGUUGAUACCGGUGCGGGCUACAAGACAUGAAUUUGUGCCGUUAAUAUAUUGCGUGUUUAAAGGAGUUAUGUUUUCAAAUAGUUUGUGUUAUAUAGUCCGGUGUUGAAAAAGGGAACGCAACGGGAAGAAUUAGAAGCGUAGCACUUUUACUGUUGGGCCUCUGUCGGUGCCUACUGUGUCGGAACGCAUAGGGUGACUAAUGCAUGAUAGCUGAUGCAAUUUUCUCCACGCCCGUGCAUACAAUGUUGACUAUGGAAAGUAACAACGGUACCCAACCGAUGGAGGAUUUCGCACCUCGCAGCUACCAAACGCAGAUGAAGGAGAUAUGUUUGGCAAAAAAUACGAUCGUUUAUCUGCCGACCGGUGCCGGAAAAACGUACAUCGCGCUGAUGGUGAUGAAGGAGAUAAGCCACCAGGUGCGGAACACGAUCGAGCAAGGCGGGAAACGGACGUUUUUCCUCGCCAACACGGUGGCACUGGCAAAGCAGCAGUCACAAUUCUUCAUCCGCCAUAUGCCGUUCAACGUGAAGCUGUACACGAGCGAGGUGAAUGUGGACUCAUGGAAAAGUGACCGCUGGCACAAAGAGUUUACCGAUGGGCAGAUCAUCGUGUGCACCGCGCAAAUCUUGUUGGAUGUGCUUCGGCACGGGUACAUGCAACCGGCUAACAUCAACCUGAUCGUGUUCGAUGAAUGCCACCGUGCCGUAGGUCAACAUCCGAUGCAUGCGAUUAUGAAGGAAAUCAUUGCGGCCCCGUCCAACGUUCGACCCCGUGUGCUGUGCCUUUCGGGCACGUUGCUAUUUAAGGAGCUGAAGAUGCCGGAACUUGUACCGGGCGAGCUUGAACGUUUGGAAAACACCUUUAGCGCUACCAUAGCAACCGUGGCCAACUACGAGGAGUUUCAAACCGUGGCUAACUUUUCCACCAACCCACGAGAAGUGUUGAUUCCGUACCGUAAACCGGCCUUGCAUUUGAUGCCGGUAGCUGUCGACAUACUGGCCCGUAUGCAGAAGUUCCUGGAGCUGAUUGGAGAUGUAUAUCUGCCGGAGUAUUCUACCCAGUCGGCCCGAACGCUAGAAAAGUCCGCGCCGAAACCGGUCAAGGAGGUAAAAAAAGCACUGAACGAGUUUAAACAUCAGGUGGAGGAGCUCGGGCUGUAUCCGGCUUCGUUAGCCAUUCUGGCGAUAAUUGUGCAGCUGGAAGUGAGCAAACGGAAGGCGGCGUGUAACAAAGCUCGACAUGUGUAUCGUGCUGCGAUUUCAUUUUGCGACAUGGUGCGGCAUGACUUGGUGGAAGCAAUGAGUGGAUUUAGUACAAAAAAGCAGAUCCUAUCCUUUUCCAGCGAUCGCGUCAGCAAACUGAUUCAGUAUCUGGAAACGGCUUACAGCACACCGGAAGAUCAGAAAAAGCAGGCGAUUGUGUUUGUGACACGACGCUUUACUGCGAAAGUGUUGUACCAUUUGAUAAAGCUCUACUUUCGGUCGCUAUUACAAAGCGAGGAUCCGACGGAAGAAUCGCUAGUGAAGCCUGACUUUAUCGUUGGUGCUAAUGCACCAUUGGAUGAGUCGAUUGAUGCGAUAUUGGUUUCCAAAGCAGAUCGCCGGGUCAUCGAAAACUUCCGAAAGCACAAAAUUAAUGUACUGUGCGCGACCAACGUGCUGGAAGAGGGCAUAGAUCUUCAAAUGUGCAACAUGGUGAUCAUGUUCGACGAGCCGAAAUCGUAUGCAGCGUUCAUGCAAUCGAAGGGCAGGGCACGGAUGAAAACCAGCACCUACCUGCUGAUGACAGCAAUCGAGAACCAGACGGAGUUUUUGGGGCGCGUCAGAACGUACCGUGCUAUUGAAGCUCGGCUGAAGGAGGAAUUGAUCGGAAAAACCAUCAAUCGCCCCGAACCACUGACUGCCGACGUAGAAAAAGAGCUGCUGGAUGAUAUCAUACCGCCGUUUUACACACCGAUCGGUGCUAAGCUGGAUGUACUUUCCUCGAUUCAGCUACUGAACCGGUACUGCAUGAGUAUGCCGCGCGAUCUGUUCACGGACAGCAACGUCACCUGGCAGCGAACCGAUACGUCGGAUGGUAAGGUGAUGGUGUCGGUGAAGCUACCGUUGCAAUCGACGGUGCGCGAGACGAUCGCUGGGCAGACGAUGGCUAACGUGCGGCUGGCCAAACAGUCGGCCGCAUUCAAUGCGUGCAAGCUGCUGUACGAAGCCGGAGAAUUGAAUAUGAAUCUACUGCCCAUAACGAGUACUGACAAGAUCGCAGAGUUAAGUGAGCAAUACUUCCAGCACUGGCGCAAGAUGGCAAAUGAACCCCAAAAAUCGCAACCAGGAACAAUGAAGUACGUGCGUGGCCAUAAGAUUUGCUAUCCGAAGGAAACGAUCGGUGGCACACCACGCGAGGACGGGGAGGCAGGAUGUUACGUGUACAUUAUCCGAAUGCGAGCGCAUUUCGAAGCGCGUGCCCGUAUCGACAACGUCCGCAUUCUGAACGAUCUGUACAACAGUGGCAAUAGCUUUGGCAUUCUGACGCGCAACAAGCUACCACCGCUGGCAAAGAUGAAGCUGUUCGUUACGCUCGGUCCGAUCGAGGUGGAGCUAGUGCCGACUCCGAUUCCAGUUACCUUGACACCUGGUUCGGGUGAGCUCCAGCGUCUGAAGCGUUUCCAUCUGAUGCUGUUUCGCGAUCUGUUAAGGGUUUGGAAACCGUUCACCGUGCUGGACGCACAGCCGGAAGAAAAUGGGUUCAUUAUUGUGCCGAUGCUGCGCGCGGAGUGUAUCGAUUGGAAGCUGGUGAACCAGUUUCCCUAUCUCCGGCCGGCGACGGAGCUGAGCCCACGGGCCCGCGCAAAUCUACGCUUUGACCCGGAAGCCUAUCAGCUGCGUGUCAUACAUCCGUGGUACAAAAACGAUCCGGAUCAAAAUUACGUGGUGCUGCAGGUGCGCGAAGAUUUGCGGCCAACGAGUGCCUUCCCGAACGAGAAGUACGAUUCGUACGAGGACUAUUUCCAGACGGAACACCAUCAGGUGAUAGUGCGGCGUGAGGAUCAGUUUUUGAUUGAGGUGAAGGGUAUCACGACCAGCCUGAACCGCUUGCACCCGGGCGCGGAAGCGGAUGGUGGUUCGAGUGCACGGGCACGAAGCUGGGAGUUUCAGGAGCUGCUGAUUCCGGAGCUGGUACAUAAUUAUGAGUUCCCGGCCGACUAUUGGUUGCAGGCGACUUUGCUACCGAGUGCACUGCAUCGGGUGCAUUAUCUGCUGCUGGCCGAAGGCAUACGGGUCGAUCUGGCGGAACGGGCCCAGAUUGGGAGUUUGGUGUGCAGGAAGCUGGACGACGUUAUGGUAGACGGGUUGCUGUCGCGUGUUCAACAAAAAUCGAACGAAAUGUAUGAUGACAGCUUGGACGGCGACGAUGAGGAGGAGGAUGAAGCAGGAGAAGACGACGUUUGCGAGGAAGAGGUAGCAACGGUUGCCAAGCAACCAUCUCGAAAGAACCUGCUCGAGAUUUUGGAGCAGAUACACAGCGAAUCCGUAUCGCUGGUCAAUCGGUGUACGUACCCGUGGGAUGCCAGUGAGGAGCCAAAGGAUUUGGACCGUAAUUGGGACACUUUAAACAAGUUCGAUCUCGAUUAUUAUGCUUCCUUUUCGAAAAAAUACCACCCGUGCGCGGAAUCGGUCAUCAGCAAUGUGUACCGUUCGAUGACCGAUACAAGCAAGGUGGAGCAGCUGGUGGCGAAGCUCGAUCUCGAUCGUAGCGAUGCGAUCGAGGAAGGGACGGUGAGGCAAGCUGAGCUUCCCGCCAUAACGGACGGAAUCGGUGGACGGACGGGCGAGAUAGGAAUGCUGAAGCUUACGUUGGAAAACACGGCCGACGUUUGUCUGCAGCAGGCCGAUCUGCUGCAAGCCAUCACCACCAAAUCGUCCAGCGAUGUGUUUAACCUCGAGCGGUUUGAGGUGUUGGGCGACGCGUUUCUCAAGUUCGGCGUGUCGGUGUACAUCCUGUUCCGGCACACGAGCUGGCACGAAGGGUAUCUGACGUCCUGCAAGAGCCGCAUGGUGAGCAACCGGAAUUUAGUGUACUGCGCCAUGAGCUACGGGCUGCCCGGUAAGAUUAAAGUGCACGAUUUUGACCCGAAGAACGAUUGGGUGCCACCGUUGUCUAGCGUUCCCGCGCCAAUCCGGCGGGCGAUGAUCGAGGCAAACGAAUCGCCUGCCCUACUCUACAAUCUGAAGCUCUCCGAGGACGAGGUACAGCGGGGCGAAGCGACGCAGGCCACCGUGGAAGGGUUUUUGCCGCGUAUAGAGAAAGCCGAACAGCCGUCCCGUUCGACGCUGCAAAGCGUGCUGCAGCAGGUGCAAAUCCCGGACAAGGCGGUAGCGGACGCCACGGAAGCGCUGAUGGGUGUGUGCGUGAAGACGGUUGGGUACGAGCGAUCCUGCCGCAUCCUGUCGCAUCUGGGCAUCGUGCCGAGGGACCACGAUGUGGGGGAGGUGCUGCGGACGGGCCGGUACGAGGUGGCGGACUAUUUCCCGAUCCGGCACAAGGUCGAUCAGCUGCUGUGCAACCCGGAUCGGAUCGAAUCGAUCCUGGGCUACCGGUUCCAGAACCGUACCUAUCUGCUGCAGGCGUUCACGCACAGCUCGUACACGUCGCACGGAUUGACGUCGUCGUACCAGCAGCUGGAGUUUCUCGGCGACGCCGUGCUGGACUUUCUCGUUUCGAUGUACAUCUUCGAGCGCAAUCCGACAAUGUCUCCGGGCCAGCUGACCGAUCUCCGUUCCGCGCUCGUAAACAACGUGAAUCUGGCGUGCGUGCUAGUGCGGUACGAUCUGCACCUCUACAUCCUGUCCCAAUCGCCCAUGCUGACCGAUACGAUUGGGAAGUUUGUGGAUGUGCAGCGGAACAACAACAACCGGACCGGGGAUUGGGUACGCCUGCUGACGGAAGAAUCCGACAUACCGCUGGCGGAAUACGUCGAUGUGCCGAAGGUAUUGGGCGACGUGCUCGAGGCACUGAUCGGCGCAAUCUAUCUCGACAGCAACAAUGACCUUGGCGUUGUGUGGAAGGUCUGCUACAGGCUGAUGCGGGACGAGAUUGUGUCGUUUGGGCGGGACACCCCGAUCCAGGUGGUACGGCAGCUGUACGAACAUCCGGAGGCGAAACCCCACUUCAGUGCACCGAUCGUGGAGGAUGAGGUGGUGUACGUGAAGCUGACCUACACGAACCGCUCCCAGCGGCAGAAGAUUUAUGGGUUCGGAAAGAACAAGGAGGACGCUCGCCGGGCAGCGGCCAAGAUUGCGUUGAGUAAGUUGGCUUAGGAUGCAGAUAGAGAUAAAACGAUCCAAACCCAGAUCAUUCAGCUCUCUACAUCAAGCGCAAGUAAGAUCUUGCUGAAAAAAAAAAUAGUUUUUAAGAGCAGAGAGAGAGAGAGAGAGAGAGAGAGAACCAUUUUCUAGCUAUGUUAGAAGAAUUAGCCUGCCGUCUACGGCACACAAAUCAGGCCAAUCUAGCAACACUGUUCAAGUUAGUAAAACGAUUGUUGCCCUUGAUUUGAAUCACAUGCGCGGUUUGGCCACACAUCAGUUGGACGGCGCUAUUGCUUUAACUUUUGAAUCAAAAGUGCACACAUUUUUUGCACACAGAACGUGCCGAGAACGUGCUGAUCAUCGUAAAAGCGGAAAACACAUUCUUGCUUAAUUUCGCGUUUACCUGAAGGGCUGGAUAAAUGAUACAUUUCCGCUGCUUUCCGAAGAGGGCUUCCGCAGUAAUUGUUACUAUACAUUUUAAUUGCAAAA